Molecule: messenger RNA, 795 nt
Organism: Gracilinanus agilis (Agile Gracile Mouse Opossum)
Lineage: Eukaryota; Metazoa; Chordata; Mammalia; Didelphimorphia; Didelphidae
Product: integumentary mucin C.1-like
Exons: 2
Biological process (GO): heterotypic cell-cell adhesion; sperm-egg recognition; fusion of sperm to egg plasma membrane involved in single fertilization
Cellular component (GO): acrosomal membrane; plasma membrane
Molecular function (GO): signaling receptor binding; protein binding involved in heterotypic cell-cell adhesion
Source: RefSeq, a predicted model, not a curated record
CUCGUCCAUCCCGGGGGGCUGAGGCAGAUCUUGACAAAUGGCACGGAAGUCCUGUUAAGUCGGGGCAAGAAUUCGGCCCUCACCAAGUCCACGGUAACCUCGGAAGACAAGGGCGUCUACCGCUGCAUCUUGGGCACAAUCCGCAUGCAGAGGCCAGCCACGGUCCUCAUUUACCACGUCAAGGUGAUUCCGGAGGGUAAGAAAAAUGCCGAGACCUCCGGUUCUGGUCAAAAGCCAAAUCCUACUACUACUACUACUACUACGACGACGACGACGACGACGACUCCUACGACGACUCCUACGACGACUCCCAGUCAGACUUCCAAGACCUGUACACACCCCACUCUGGUUGUGGGUAUAAGGCCCACCCUGACCUCGACACCGAGGCCAACAACGACCUCGACAACGAGGCCAGCCCGGACCACGACUCGGAGGCCAACCCCGACCUGGACUAAGAGACGCACUUUGCAGACUCACAAGCUCCACACCGCAGUUAAGCUUGAGGCCAUCAGGACUACGACUACGCCUCGGAAGAAGACUCCGCAUACCAAGAAGACAAAGGCUACAAGGACGACUCGGAGUACUACGAAGACUUCGGUUCCGUGGAUCGAGGAGUCCCUGACUUUCACGGCGGAGCCUGAAGAUACCUCCGCGGUUGAUUCUGGCCCGUGCAAAGGGCACGGAGAUGUCAUCGUGGACACAGGCCAGAACACCUCCAGUGUCCUUAAUAUCACGCUGAUCGCGCUAGUGACCGGUGGGGCAAUCGCGGUCCUGGGGAGCCUGGCGCUGACGUGA